UAUCAUUGCAAAUCAACACAACCGUUGUCCAAACCAUAAGGUGUUACCGUUUUAUUUAUUCAGGUUUUCGUGUUUAUUGCUGUCAGGUGUAUUUAGCCAGGACCCUAGUAGAGCCUAACAUCCACAACCUACCAAGUUUCAUACAGAAUGAAUUCUGUGGGUUCUGAGCCAUGGGUCACGAAGGAAAUAGGUUAUUCUGAAAAGAUCCGAAAGGAAAAAGGCAAGGAAUUUGCCUUCCUGGUCUCAGAGACUAUGGAUUGGCUAAAUGAACAUAUGUCUGAAAUAUCUAAAUUGCAAUUUGAAACAGAUUUCUAUUCAUUAGUGAAAACUCCUAGUCGCUUCAAAGCGAAGUAUGGAACUCCUGCACUGAGUCCUGUCAGAAGAUGUAUGCUUCCUACCCCGAAACAGCUCCUCGCGUCUUUUCAGCAACAAGAUGAGAGUGUAGAAAGUGAGGAACACAUGCUUGUUCCGUCGGAUCCAGCAGCUUUGAAGAAUCAUCAAGUUCACGAUUCAUCAGACUCUUUACUAGACAUCAUCGACAACGGUGCAGCUCAGCAUGCGAAGGAACAUGAGAAGGAAGAGGAAGAGGAAGAAGUGAAGAGAGAGUCUGCUCUGUCUGAAGAUUCAGUAACUCUAGUGAAACAAUUGACGAAGCAAGAAUCGACAUCAGCUGAAAAAGAUGACGCAAAGGACAAUUCGACCACUUCAAAGGGAAAUGAGCUACAACUUUUUAAGGAAAAAAGUCACGACAGUGCUGACGAAGUCAAGGUCAAGAAAGAAAAAGCACCAAAAUCACCUGUGAGCCGUCAUCUCUUUUCCGAUAAGAUUUUAGGUGCUAAGAGGGGCAUCGUAAAGCCAUUGAUUGAAAAAUUCAACAAAAUAAGAUUACCGGCAAAGCGGAAAUCGGAAGUGCUUUUGGAGGAUGAGGAUGAGAGCAAAAGUUUGAAGGAAAACAAGCGUACUGUUACUCAUAAACCUCAAGACAUCGAGGCAGAUCCAGAAACCAUUGCCGCCGUUGCGGAUUUGACUUCUGCAAAUGUUAAGGACGAAUUAUCGUCUAGCAGUGCUAGAACAUCUCAUGUAACUCGGCCUUUCAUGAAACGAAUGUUAUCAUCACCUACUAAGCAAGACCGAACCUCCCCUGUUCGUCGCCAAACAACUACGAUAACCACGCCUCGUAGUGAACGGACACGCGUAUUAGGUGCAUUGACUAACCGAAAGACUUCACAUGCACCAUUGACGCCAAAGAUAUCAGCUCCCGUUGAUGCAGUUUUAAAUGCCGUCAGAAAUUCUGCUGCCAAGGAUUUCCAACUUGCGAAACAGAAGAUGGGAUCACUUACGCCGUCUCAAGUGUCUCGUAGUCCAGAACGUCACACUACGGUUAUUAAUGAACUUCCCAAGAUACCAGUUAUGCCUACCUACUCGAAAUUAUCCACACAACAAACGCAUCAACGUUUAAAGAUACGUGGCAAGAAAAACUCGAAUCCCUUUGCCGAUGAAGAUACGAACGAAUCGUCUUCCUCGUCUCCAGCAAAGUCAUCUUCUGGCAAAACUCAAGAGAAAAAUACCACAGCAUUAACUGAGCGAUUAGAGAACGCAGCAAAGAGCAAGUCUGCCGAUGAAUCUGCUGCUCGACCAUCUUCAACUGUCUCAGAGGCCGGUUUACUCUCUCGUUAUGACUUACGAAAACCUGUUUCCCGUAUGACCUCAAACUCUUCCAAACCCGUGGCUAUUCGUAUUGCAACGGCAUCUCAGCGUGAGUUGGGCAACAAUGAGAAGCGUAAAGCGAAGCCUACGUCUUCGCUACAGAAUAAUCAACAACACCAACCGGUUGAAAGCAUGAGUACGUCUAUUGCUGCAGAAACGAAUGAUGCGAGCACACACCAAAAUGAAUCAACUGUUCGUCGAACGCUUCCUAGUCGACAAAUGAAAACGCUGUCGUCAACAAAAGCAGCAAAAUUGCGUGACGGUAAAGAUCAUUCCACGGCAUCCUCAUCUGCAUCUUUUAAACACGAAUCUAAGGCACGUUCGGGGAAGGAUCAUACGGGAAAGCAUCCUGAAGACGCUAAAUCGGAUGCCCCAUCUCGUAUUACUACGUCUGUUUCUAAUACAACAUCAUCUUGGCAAUCUAAAUUAAGCAAGCGUGCUGAAGAAGCUUUGCGAAAAAGAAAAAUGAUGACCGAUGAUAUUGGUAAAUCCAAGCUGGUCUUGAAACCCAAUUUAACCCGUGUUGCUUCAAAAUAUUCGGGAGCACCUACACGCGAACUGCCAGAAGACAAGUCAAUUGGUUUGCAUAACGGUACACUGAAGAAGACAGGGUCUGACAACUCGUUGGCAUCUCGGGCUUUACCUGCUGGCGGUAGCGUUGGCGCCCCAAAGCUUCAAAAAAUCUAUGAGAACCAGGAAGCAAAGCAUACCACAAACGCACAAUUGUCAAACUAUCACAGUAAGGUGAACAUGCAUCUUGGAUCAUCUUCUCUUCUUGCACAAAGCGUUUUACGAAAUGCAAAGAAACGCUCCUCGCACGAUAAUAAUGGUUCUAAUAAUCAUUUAUUAAAAACCCCGGAAGCAAACAUACGCUCUUUUGGUUCAAAACACACCGGCUCUUCUGGUAAGCAUCAUCGUUCACCUGCCGAAUCGACGUCUCCUCUUAUUCCCAGUGAAGCAAUUGAACUUCCAGAGAUUGAUAGUGACUACUCAGACAGCAGUGACGAUGAUGAACAGAAGCGAAAGCAAAAGUUGAACCUUCCAUCUUGGGCAGAAUCACCUGAACUUCGUGAACAACUUCGGCGCCAACAAAAAUUGGAUCCGGACAAAAUUUUUGGAACCAUUAAACCUCCGGAGAUUGAGGAACUUUUUAAUUCAAAGGACCGACCCAGAUCUCGCUUUCGUCCUCGUAGUUCAUCUGCUGACUGGUCUUCACAGGAUCGUUUGACUCAAGCGGAAAUCGAGCAAUACAAGAAGCAAAUGGGGUAUCUAUAAUAAUGAGUUAUGACUGCAUAGAAACCACAUUUUUUAAUGAAAUUAUUAUCCCUUUGUUUUGAUUUAACCUUAUACAA
This is a messenger RNA of Schizosaccharomyces japonicus yFS275, 3059 nucleotides long. RefSeq lists its product as hypothetical. The transcript is spliced from 2 exons. Lineage: Eukaryota; Fungi; Ascomycota; Schizosaccharomycetes; Schizosaccharomycetales; Schizosaccharomycetaceae. The record is from RefSeq and is a predicted model, not a curated record. The coding region runs from base 148 to 2982 and encodes 944 amino acids. Gene Ontology annotation, cellular component: nucleus; spindle.